Messenger RNA from Darwinula stevensoni, 1493 nucleotides. NCBI's taxonomy places the organism in Eukaryota, Metazoa, Arthropoda, Ostracoda, Podocopida, Darwinulidae. The record is from the annotation of a GenBank genome assembly.
AUGAAUUCGAAAAGGGAAAAAGGAAAAAAAAGACGAGUCCUUGAAGGAAGUGGAAAAGAGACCGGGGAAGGCUUUGGAGGGGCAAAUGCAGGAAACCAUGCUGACGAAUUGAGAAUGGUUGCAAUAAGCAAUGCUGUGGACGGAUCAACUGGAGAAGCAACUGGCGAUGACGGAAAAAGAGCGAGAUCAGAAUCAGCAGGAAAGGAUUUGGAAGGAGUUGGCGUUGGAGAAGAAGCUUAUGCUGCAAGACGAGCUCCGAUGGAAGAGUUGGAAGAUGUCGCUGGACCUUCUGAAGAAGCGAAUGCAAGAGAAUUCCAAGAAGGAUCAGAAACAGCUUUAGAAGGCCCUAAUGUUGGACUUGAAGGAGUAGUCAAUGACGGAUCUUCAGAAGUAGCUGAAGCAGCACUUCUUGGAGGACUAGCGGAUAGAGGUGCCCGAGUACAGGUAGAUGGAGCUGAAGGAGACGCAAAUGCAAGAGUGAAACGAGGCACCGGUGGAGGAAUGCCAGCAGCUACGACGAGAAAACCGUCCGGAGGCGCUACCAGGGGCACCACCAGGAAACCACCAGCUGGCACCACCGAAUCACCGCUGUUCCAGAAGUCAGCAAUGCACACCUUUUGGAGUGCCUUCCUGAAUCUGCAACUUUCGUUAUUGAACAAGUUUGAGGAGGCACUCGACGAGUUUCAGAAAGCAUUGCCCGACGAAUUUCAUGAAUCAUACUUCAAGCAAAUGCAGGUAGUAUCCGAGAUGCUUGCAAAGGAAAAUGGGAUGGAUGACGAAUACUACGAGGACAUGCUAUCAGUUGGAGGAGAUGCGGAAAACUAGGGAGCAAUAAGGAGCAGCAAGCUGUGAAGCAGAUAGAGAACUUCAGAAAGAUGAAAAUAUGGUUGCUACCUUUUUUGUCCCUCACUUUUAGAGUAGAUUUGCCUUAAAAUGGGCGUUCGUUCCUGGGUGUGAAUAUGAUAGCCAUUGAGGAAUAAUUUUGAGUCGGGGUCCCCCUCAAGUUGCGUUUUCCUUUCUACAUCAUGGUUACUCUGUUAUUUCGGUUUCACAUGAAUUUAUUGUGAAUUAGAACGCAAUUUUUAAAAGGUUUUUUUUUCUCUCCCGUCCCUGCCUCUUUCUCUCUCUCUCUCUCUCUCUACAGGACUGACUAAGGUUUACUCUAUGUCUAACCCAUGGACAUUCUUCGCGUCUGUCCUUCCCUUACAAUCUUUCAUUCAAAUGGAAUCUCAACGCUCGACCUACUACCUAUAAGGGACAUCUUCCUAUCCCACCAUAUCGAUCGAACACGGCUAACGACUGUUUCAAUCUCAUCUCACGAAUUCUACAUUUAAAAAAAACAUUAGAUCCAGACACAGAAAUGACUCAGAAUGCAGGAGUUGCGAAUCCAAUGCAACUCCUACUCGAUAGUCGAUUCACUUUGGGACAAGACUAAGUACAAAAUAUGCCUAAUUACCAAACAGCUAAUUUCAUUUUAUGAAGCAAAGUGAUGC